AUGUGGCCGCCCCUUGCGCAUCUUUGGCCUAGAGUACCUGCAGUGAGGCUCGGACCACAGCAUGCAGCCCAUGCUGCUGACUCCUCAGCCUUCAGCAGCGCCGCAGACUGCAGUCCAACCAUCCACUUGCCGAGGAUCCGAGAGCUGAGGCAUGACCAGGUGGAGAAGCUCGUGGUCAUUCAGGGCAUCGUCGUAUCGGUUCGAACUCCGAGAAGCAAGGUCCGCAAAGUAGUCUUGAGAUGCUCCAACUGUGAGAAUGUGGAGGAGGUAACCGUGGAAGCUGGCUUCACUGCUGCCCACAUUCCAGGAGCGUGUAAAGGCAAUGCUCUCCGGGCAGGGAACCUGGAACGAUGCCCACCCAACUCGUUCGUGGCUGAUGCGUCGCUGAGCGAAUACGCCUCGGACCAAAGAGUUCGAUUGCAAGAGCUGCCGGAACACGUACCGGUGGGAGAGAUGCCUCGGUCCAUCGACCUCUGUGCGCAGAUGUAUGAUGUGGAUCUAUGCACGCCUGGCACACGCCUAACGUGCAUCGGAGUCUUCAAUGCCUCGGAGAAGGCUGCAGGAGACAAGCUAACGCGGGGCAGGAACCAGGGCACCAACACCGUGAAAUACUCGUACAUCCAGGUCUUGGGCUUGCAGCGGGCCCAAGGCAAUCGUUCCCAGGGGGCCUUGGAGAUCAGCGCGGAGGAGGAGGAACGCUUCGACCAGAUCUCCAAGGAUCCCGGCAUCCGGGAGAAGAUCUUUCAGUCCAUUGCUCCGGCAAUUUGCGCCAGCGAGAAGGAUGUGGUCAACGACGUCAAGAGGGCAGUGGCUUGCUUGCUCUUUGGCGGUUCCAGGAAGUUCUUGCCAAGUGGCAACCGCAUCCGAGGUGACAUCAACGUCUUGCUCCUUGGUGAUCCUGGUACUGCAAAGAGUCAGAUCUUGAAGUUUGCUGGCCAAGCAGCUCCCAUUUCAGUGUACACCAGCGGGAAAGGCAGCAGUGCCGCGGGAUUGACCGCUGCUAUCGUCAAGGAAAGGAAUGGCUUCACUCUUGAAGGUGGAGCCAUGGUUCUUGCCGACGGUGGCAUUGUGUGCAUUGAUGAGUUUGACAAGAUGGAUGCCAAAGAUCGGGUGGCCAUCCAUGAGGCCAUGGAGCAGCAAACCAUCUCCAUCUCAAAAGCGGGUAUAACCACAAUGCUCAACACACGUUGCAGUGUCCUCGCGGCUGCCAACCCUCGCUUUGGGUCGUAUGAUGACAUGGCUGGCACUGCCGACCAGAUGGACUUCGAAACCACCAUCUUGACCCGAUUUGACAUGAUGUUCCUUGUCAAGGAUGUCAGGGAUGAAGAGAAAGAUUACGCCCUCGCAAUGCACCUUAUCGGUCUUCACAACGAAGGCAAGCAGGAGGAGAGCAAGUCGCCCUUUUCCGUGCAAGAACUCAGGAAGUACAUCGCGUACUGCCGCAGCAAGUGCAGCCCUCGGCUGAAGCCCGAGGCCAAAGAGGUCUUGAUCAACCAUUACCUCACCAUUCGCAAGGCCAUGAAGACUGACCAACAGGCGACGGUACCCAUCACCGUCAGGCAGCUAGAAGCAAUUGUGCGAAUUUCAGAGAGCCUUGCAAAGAUGGAGUUGAAUGAGGAUGCUGACAUUGGCCACGUGGAAGAGGCGCUCCGCAUGUUCACCGUGUCCACUCUGGAUUCGGCGAAUAGAGACCGGGUCCAGGCGGCAGGUUGA
Messenger RNA from Symbiodinium natans, 1713 nucleotides. The record is from the annotation of a GenBank genome assembly. NCBI's taxonomy places the organism in Eukaryota, Dinophyceae, Suessiales, Symbiodiniaceae.